Molecule: messenger RNA, 2054 nt
Organism: Linum trigynum
Lineage: Eukaryota; Viridiplantae; Streptophyta; Magnoliopsida; Malpighiales; Linaceae
Source: the annotation of a GenBank genome assembly
GGCAAUUAAAAAAUAAUAAAUAAAAUAAAUUUUAAUCCUCUACCAUUUCCAAGUCAUUUUCAUAAUAAAGUAAAAUAAAUAAAUGUUUUAUUGAUUGUGAACAAACCAAUGAAUCGAAAAUUCUCGAAUGCUGCAAAUCGGAAGCUCUCUUUCCCGGCCGCGCUCGACCUUCUUAAUGCCAUUGAUUGGAGAAUCUUCUCUAAUAAACCUCUACUAUUUGCUUCUCUUUUGCAAACCAGUACUAAAGCUCUGUCAUUUCGCUCUGGACUUCAAAUUCAUGCCCAUGUAGUGAAGUCCGGCCUCGAGACCGAUAGAUUUGUGGGGAACAGCUUGCUCGCGCUUUACUUCAAGUUGGGUUCUAAUUUCGUCGAGACUAGGAGACUUUUCGACGGGCUCCAUUUCAAAGACGUGAUUUCCUGGAACAGCUUGCCCCAAUCAUGUAAUUUCCAGCGCGUUGAUUGAUAUGUAUGGAAGGAAUCUGGGUCUCGAUGAUGCACGCUAACUGUUUGACGAGUUGCUCCAACCAGACGCUAUUUGUUGGACGAGUUGCUCCAAGGUAAAGAAGUUCAUUGCCAGUAUGUGAGGAGAGGUGGGUGGCGAGAUGUCAUUGACUCAUUGUGGAGUCGGAUUGACGGAUUUAGUCGACCUCUAUGCAAAAUGUGGCUCUGUCGAUUUCGCUUACAGGGUGUUUGAACAAAUGUUAAUGAGAAUAAAUGUUUUAUUUAUUUUACUUUAUUUUGAAAAUGAGUUGGAAAUGGUAGAAUAUUAAAACUUAUUUUAUAUUUUAUUUUUUAAUUGCCCCGUCACUGAGUUAACGGUCAACUUUGAGGGUUGACUGCCAUAUCAGACAAAUUUAACGGAGUUGGACGGAGAAUGACCAAACUUAAACCAUUUAACUAUUUUUUUUAAUCUUAGUAACCAACCUUGUAAUUAACCCUUUGAUUCUUUCUUUUACCAAACUCACAAAACCUAUGUCUUAUAACCCAUUCAAAGUCACGACUCUAAUAAACUCAAUUGAUAACCAAAUUAUGUGAGUUCCUAGAUCAUCAAACCAAGAUCAAAACACAACCACUAGUCACUAUUAAAUUGUAUCCGUUGAGAUUUGCUAUUGCUAAUCCCAUCGAGUUAUGGCAAACAUGACCCAUCUCAGACACUAUCAAUAUGCUUUAGUUAAAAGCAUGGAACAGGAAACCGGAUCGUACCGGUCGGUUCAAUCGAAAAAACUGGGAACCGGACUGAAGCGACGAAGAAAGAGGAGAUUAACCUAGAUUGGCGCUUUUUAUGGUCGAUUUGGUAGGGGGUGGUUCUAUUUCUACAGUUGGAGGAGUAAAUCGAGAGAAGAGGCAGAACGGGGAGAAGUAAAUAGAGCGAGGAAGGAGAAGGAGUUCUCCGUUGUUUUUGACAGACAUACAUAAAAAAAGGGAUAGAAGAUGGAAGGUUGGGACUUGGUCUGGGGUUUUCUUUUUUGGUAUAUUUUUUCUUGCCAAAUGAUAGAGGAAGGAGAGAACAAGGUGAAGAGGCAGUAGGGUUUCUUGCUCUCCCUCUUACGCCAUCUUUAUAUUGUAUUUCAAAACAUAACCAAAUGACCCACUUGUUUCUUCAAAAUUACCCCCUUGCCACCUUGAUUUUGUAAAAAUACUGUGAUGAUCCUUUAUUGAGUCCCCUGAUGAUUCAACAACAAAAAAAUCAUGAUGAUGUAAUUAUUUAAAAUGUUAGAUUUUAUAUGAUAAUUUGUCCAAUUUAUGGCCGAUUUGAUUUUUAUUCUAUGAUUAUUUAGUAUUUUAUUAUUCGUUGUCCGAUAUUAUUCCAGUAUAAUUCCGGUAUUACUUCGAUAUGGUAGGCUAUUUUUUCCGACACGGUAUUUUAAUGAAAAUAUUUAUUUUUUAUUAAAAAAUUGGUAUUUUAUCGUUAUGAAAUGAUUGAACCACGGUCGUACCACAAAAUACCCUGCCACAAACUUAUCCGGUAUGAUCUCCGGUACAGUUUCUUGAACCAUGGUUAAAAGGUUAUUUAACAUUCGCUAUUUCAAACUUUAAUAAAACUUAAUUUUAUUA